Habropoda laboriosa is the source of this 1124-nucleotide messenger RNA. RefSeq names its product xyloside xylosyltransferase 1 (gene Xxylt). NCBI's taxonomy places the organism in Eukaryota, Metazoa, Arthropoda, Insecta, Hymenoptera, Apidae. The transcript has 3 exons. The record is from RefSeq and is a predicted model, not a curated record. Gene Ontology annotation, molecular function: UDP-xylosyltransferase activity. Bases 1 to 1080 code for a protein of 359 amino acids.
AUGCUCUUAUUACGCAAGGUGCUGAUCAAUUUGACGCUACUUGCUGUGAUUCUCGUACUGUUUUACUGCUAUCAAACGUCAAAUGGUAUACACUGGGCAUCACAUACUGCUACAGAGCAGGAAAAUGUUUCGACCACUGAGUCGAACGGUUCUGGUGAGGAUACGAUCUCCACAACUGUAUUCCUCCCAAAGGAAAAGGUUUACUACAAUGUCUGGUGUAUAUUCACAAAAGUUGCUAGCAACUCUCCGAUGAGAAAGAAGUUUGAAAUUUUUGCAGAAUCUUUACUGAGAUUAUCCUCUGUGGACAUAGCAUUUCAUGUAAUAAUUGAUGAUGACAGUAAAGAUGUUGCUGAGAAAGUUUUAGGGAACGUUCUCUUAUUCACAGGAAAGUUUAUGAAGGUGCAAUAUUAUGAUGUACACAAGCUAGCAUUGCAACUGCAAGACAUUGUGUCUGUAAUGUCUCCACACUUCAGUAGCAAGCCAGGAACUUACUAUUCUGAUGCAUUAUUUUUCUUGUCCCUUGGCUUGCAUCGGAUAGCUCCAACUGAACAAAGCAUUGCAGCAAUGUUUGAUGUUGACACUAAGUUCCGUAAGGAUAUCAAGGAUUUAUUUGAAGAAUUCAACACUUUUGGGAAUCAAGCUCUGUUUGGCUUGGCUCCAGAGUCUACACCAGUUUACAGACAUGUUUUGUAUUUGUACCGUAACAAGCAUCCUAACACUCUGUUUGGAGAACCUGCUAGCUCUGGUGGUUAUCCUGGCUACAACAGUGGAGUAGUGCUUUUUAACCUUGACAGACUAAAGAAUUCUUCUGUUUAUGAAAGAAUUGUUAAAAAGGAAAGUGUUGAUGCAAUGACUGAGAAAUAUCAUUUUAAGGGUCACUUAGGAGACCAAGAUUUCUACACUCUUUUAGGAAUGGAGAAACCUGAAUUGAUCCACACCAUAGAUUGUGGAUGGAACAGGCAGCUCUGUACAUGGUGGAGGGACCGUGGUUACGCAGACGUAUUUGGAAAUUAUUCCAGAUGUGAUUCACAGACGAAAUUAUGGCACGGGAACUGCAAUACUCCCAUACCGGAUGAUUAAUCGUCCAUUAUAAUUUUUACGACCAUGACGAGAUGUCUAUUAGA